Sphaeramia orbicularis (orbiculate cardinalfish) is the source of this 3870-nucleotide messenger RNA. It is a transcript of the gene hap1, whose product is annotated as huntingtin associated protein 1. NCBI's taxonomy places the organism in Eukaryota, Metazoa, Chordata, Actinopteri, Kurtiformes, Apogonidae. The coding region runs from base 242 to 2629 and encodes 795 amino acids. Gene Ontology annotation, biological process: vesicle transport along microtubule; neurotrophin TRK receptor signaling pathway; anterograde axonal transport of mitochondrion. Gene Ontology annotation, cellular component: mitochondrion; cytoplasmic vesicle; dendrite. The record is from RefSeq and is a predicted model, not a curated record. The transcript has 14 exons. Gene Ontology annotation, molecular function: signaling receptor binding; myosin binding.
GAACGAAGGCAGGCAUGACGACAGAUGGCCCGUACAGUCUGAGGGAUUAUAUAUUAACACCAAGCAGCUCAGAUUCUCUUGCACACACAAACAUAGGUGUAUACACCCACUCACGUAGGCAAGUGGAUACCAUUUACAGCGUCAACACACAGGCCAGAAGAAUGAUGCCAGGGACGCAAGUGGAGUGUCUCCACACAGCAAAUACACAGUAGUAUCAGGACAACAGGGAGGAAUUUAACACAUGGACGGGGAGACGGAGGGCAGCUUUUCUCCAGUCACCAUGGAGGUCUGGAGCUCCUCGGCAUCUGAGGAGGAGGAAGACGAGAAGAGCACUUUGACUUUUGAGGAGGAAGUUGUGGAGAACGGAUUCCGUAACAGCAAUAUGAAUAACAAUAAUAAUAACAACAACAACAAGGAGAACCUUUGCAGGGAGGUGACCCAAGUGUUGUGCUCAGACAGAGUGGGCCAGGUCACCAAGACGUAUCAUGACAUUAAGGCUGUCACCCACCUGCUGGAGGAGAAAGAACGUGACCUGGAGUUAGCGGCGCGGAUUGGUCAGUCCCUCCUGAAGCAGAACCAAGAACUAACAGCGCGAAAUGAAAUGCUGGAUGAACAGCUUGUAAUCGCAAAGGAGGAGAUUGCCCAACUGCGUCAUGAACUUUCUAUGAGAGACGACCUUCUUCAGUUCUACGCAAGCACUGAAGAGAUUGAGAACGCUGAAGCGCACUCGCCAAUGAAAAGGAAUGAAUCAUGCAGCUCUCUCAGCAACUUCGUCCAUUAUGACUUCCUGCAGAAGAAACUGAAAGGUUUAGAGGAGGAGAACCGCAAACUGCGAUUAGAGGCCAGUGAACUCACCUCUGAGACGACAGACUAUGAGGAGCAGGAGCAGGAACUGAUGAUGGUGUGUGUGGAGGAACUGUCGUCAGUGAAUAAGCAGGUUGUCGACCUGUCAGAGGAGCUAGCACGGAAAGUAGAGGACUCCCUCCGACAGCAGGAGGAGAUCAGCUCGCUGCUCGCUCAGAUAGUCGACCUGCAGGCUCGCUGCAAAGGGCUGACCCAUGAGAACGAGGAGCUGAACCAGCACCUGAGUGCCUCCCGUGAGGGCCACAUUAAACUUAAAUCUGAGCUCAAGGACCUGCAGGACAAGUACUCUCAGUGUGAAGACAUGCUCUGUGAGGCCAGGGAGGACAUUAAAAACCUGCGGAAUAAGAGUCUGCCUAACAGCACGGUGCAGCGCUACACGGCACUGGCCUCAGUCCUGCCCAUGGACUCUCUGGCAGCAGAGAUAGAAGGCACCUUUCGUAAGGGUUUGGACACCCCAGCUCCCUCGGAGUACAAGAACCAUCCAUGGCGUGUGUUUGAGACUGUGAAGGUGGUCAACAAAACUGGGAGAAUGCGUUCUCGGUGCCACUCCCCCGGGCUGCCGGGGUCUAGUCCCGGGUCCAUUCGCUCCAGUUGUACUAGCACCCCUCGUACCAGCUACUAUGGCUCUGACAAUGCCAGCCUUACCCUGGAGUACAAACCCAGCCCCAGUCACACCCAGAAAGAAGACAACAGGUGUGGCAGUGUUAGUGGGCCAAAGCGUCUGGGCCAGCCAGGCACACCAGGAGGCCAGGACCUGGAGGCCGCCCUGCGUAGUUUGUCAGCCCGCCAGCAGAACCACUCAUCUGAGCGGCCUUUCUUUGAUGUGGAGCGUGAGCGUAAACUCCGUGCCUUGGCAGGAAACUGCGAGGAGGGCGAGAACUCCAGUGGUUUCCUGACACCAAAUGACAGCCUGGCCUCCAGCCCCGCAGCCUCGAGCGGCACCAACUACUCCAAUGGCAGCUCAAGGCAGUCAUGUGGCUCCUCAGGAGGGUCCAGGUCAUACUUGCCUGACCGCCUGCAGAUUGUCAAACCCCUGGAAGGUUCAGUAACUCUGCACCACUGGCAGCAGCUGGCCAAACCAAACCUGGGGGGCAUCCUGCACCCACGUCCUGGAGUCCUGACUAAAGACUUCAGGGAGCUGGAGGUGGACAUUCAACACGUCUACAGCCUGAACGACCUGGAGGAGGAUGAACCCGACCUGUCGCAGUUCACUGGAGCACACAGCAUGGUCUCUCCAUCUGGCCCUAACCUCCCUCAGACCUCUCCCACACAUACCAUUACCACCUGCCAAGUCCUCCAACCCUCCCUCCUCAUCCCCUCCUUCUCCACUAGCCUUCACGCUUUCGGCCUGCCAGUUUGUCGGAACUGUGAGCAUGUGAACACUUCAACUCCAUCCCACCAGCAGCACUUUGGCCCGGGAGGCUGGGCCACCACCGCCACUGUCACCGCCGCCACCGCUACCACCGCCACCACGUACACAACCACCUCAUCAUUGGGACUCGUACAGCUGCUGCAUGAACGCGGCAUCUCAGCCUCCCCCUAUCCCCACACCCUGCACCGCCCCCACAGUAAACCUCUGAAACCUCCAAUCCCCACAGCACAGAAAGGCGGAGGCACAUCGAUGGUCGAAGACAGACAAAGGAACGUUUUUAGCUUCAACUUGGUGGAGAAGCUGCAGAGUCUCGGGCUGCACAAAGUGGCAGCCUGGGGGAUGAGUGGCCACGGACAGACACCGAACCGGACGUCAGCCCAGAGUUUGAUAUGAGCCGACCCGUCAUUUACUCCUCCUCUUCCUCCUCAUCAUUCACCAUAGUGACUUUGAAUCAAGCCAUGCGAUUCCAAAUUGUGCAGUUUCGGGGCCCUUCCUGCACCAGUAUCUUGAAAACAAAAGCCAGAGAACGUGCUCGAGCCAUAUACUUGGGUUUUCUUAAGUGUCAUAGUAUCUGAUAGUGUUUGAUUCUACAAACUGUAAUCCUCAUGACGAUGUGCUUUUGACAUCUUCAUCUCAGGACAAUCCUCCAAUCACCUCACUAUUCAGCCUGUGUGACCGUUCUUAUUUUUACACAAAAAAGAAACCACAUAAAGGAACAAAAAAUGUUUUCUACUGUGUUUUGUGGUUGUUAUUUAACAUAUUUUCCCCUGUCACUACUUUAAAAACUAACCUUAUCACCUGUCAUUUUAUUUAAUUGUAUAUAACAAGAUGUCAUUUGGGAAAGUAAAAAAAAUAUAUAUGUGCAGUAAGUUAUUGUUAUAUAACAAACCCAAGCAAUGCUGUCACUGAAAAACAUUGAAAUGCACUAAAUUACACUUUGGUCUUCCUGCUUAUCGGCUGCUGUUCUGAAAGCAUUGUGUACAUACAGUGAGUAUUUAAGAAGCACUGAGAUGACCCAAACUGGGACAGAUGAUACACUGACUGAACUGAAUAAUGUUAAUAAUCAUCCUGAGCUGUCUAACCCACCGUUUAUCACCUGUGACCUGUUGUAUCAUGCUUGUAUUUGAAAAUGUCUGACUUAAUUCUCAGCCAGACCUCACCAAAAAACAGAUCAGGUUUGUUAUGCUGCAUCAAAGACAGAGAAUGGGAUUUUUUUUGUGAAUAUAAUAUGUGUAUUUACAAGGCGGCUUCAAAUCUGCUGUAUUUUUUGUCGUCAGGGAUUUCCAAACUGCUGGGAUAUAAAUGAAGAAAAAAAAUCAUGAUGGGCAUUUAAAAGUCACAAAUAUAAGAAGAUUCCUUAUUUAAAGAAGUAGAGGAAAGGAAUCAUUGUAAUUGUUAUUUAAGCAGCAUGUUUCUAUGGAGUGUCUCUGUACAAUCAGCUGUAGCAAAAAGGCAUAGGAUACUGUCGAUUAAAAAGGGAAGAAAUCAUAAACAUAUGGUUAUGAUCAUGUAACACUUUAAUCAACCAAACCACUGUUUUUCUGCACUACUCUGUUCUGUGUUAGCAUCACAGCUGUAUAUGUAGGUCUGUGUGUAAAGUGUACCAUCUGUGAAUAAAACUUUGCAUUUCCAUU